Polypterus senegalus (gray bichir) is the source of this 806-nucleotide messenger RNA. RefSeq names its product lymphocyte antigen 6E-like. The record is from RefSeq and is a predicted model, not a curated record. The coding region runs from base 130 to 513 and encodes 127 amino acids. NCBI's taxonomy places the organism in Eukaryota, Metazoa, Chordata, Cladistia, Polypteriformes, Polypteridae. The transcript has 4 exons.
AAUUUUAUAAUCAUGAAAUUUGCUUGUGAAGUGUUAAGUUUCAUUGCCAGCCUACUCUGAAGAAAUGAAACCAUGGAGAAAAUGAGACCUUUGAAGAUUAGAGAGUUGGACUGAGUGAUCGAAGACAAAAUGAAGACUUGUCUCACGUUAUUCCUUCUAGCCUGCUUUGUAGCUUAUUCAGAGCCAUUGUCCUGCUUCAGUUGCAAAGAUGCUGAAACCAAUCUUAACUGUAAUUUUAAUCUGCCUGAUACAUGCGCAGCAAACCAAGUGUGUGUAACUGCCACUUACUCUUUAGGUGGCAGUCAUAAGAUUAAUAAAGGAUGCGUCAACAAAAAUGAGUGUGAUGCUGUAUCAGCCUUUGGAAAUAUUAAUAUAGGUGUGGCGAGCACAUCAGUGAAAUGCUGCGAUUCUUUCUUAUGUAACAUAAACGGCUCCACGACUGCUAGACUGAACCUGCUGCUUCUGGGGGUCUCUGCGCUCGUCCUUUUAAUAGUUGGCAACAUUACAAAAUAGAACCAGCUGCCCCAUGCUGUAAAAUUAAACUUAGGCUUUGGAUUCAUUUAUAUGGAGACUUUUUCAUUCUAAACACUUCCUUCACUGUUGAUUUGUAUUAAAGGGAAAAUUUGUAGUUAAUUGGAAAGUGUAGGUGAAAUAGAAGAAAUGUUAUAAGAACAUUUUAGAAAUGGUACAGCAAACCAAUUAAAUUUAGAUUUCUAUGUUACUUUUAACAAAUGUGCAGUACCUGUAUACUAUUAGAUCUUGCUUUGUCAGAUAAAUGCACUACAAAUAAAACAAAUUUGUUUGUA